Messenger RNA from Paramecium sonneborni, 936 nucleotides. NCBI's taxonomy places the organism in Eukaryota, Ciliophora, Oligohymenophorea, Peniculida, Parameciidae. The record is from the annotation of a GenBank genome assembly.
AUGAUAUCAGAAUUAAUUGAAAAAAACCAAUUCAAUGAUUUUUACAUUUUGUUUGAUGACAAUAUUAAAGAUGCUAAUAAAACUGUAAAAUCAUUUUAUGAAUAAUUUGAAUAAGAAUGUUACUAAAAAGGAUCUGAAAAUUACAAUCAUUCUAAUAAAUUUAAAAUAUACAUAAAUGAAACAAUUAAUAAAGGAAAAUCAAAGUAAAAUAUUUCUUAAAUUAUUGAAAAAUAUUCUAAACAUAAAAUUUUAGAAACAUCUAGAGUUUUUUAAUAAAAUUGUUAAAGAGCACCAUUUUUAUGUUUAAUUAUCUUAUGUAAAGAAUAGUUUUAAAGUUUAGAGAAUAUACUUGAAAUAGUAGUAGCUCAUAAAGAAAAUGAUUGCAAAACUGUAAUAAUAUUGGAAGAGAUUAAGGAAUUAAUUUAUGCAUAAAAUCAAUUUGAUCAAUAUCAAAAAGAAUUUGAUUAAUUUGUAUUAGAUCUACAAUUAAAUAAUAAAGUAGAUGUAAUAAAUACUAAAUCUCUUAAAUAAACCAUUGAAGAAAUUGCUUAAUGUUUAUUAUGCAGUGUGUAAUGGAAGAAAAAAAAAAAUAAAAUUCCAUGUUUAUUUAGAGAUAGAGGUGAUCAAAACUUAUUUAAAUCUGAAAAUGCUGGGAUUACUAAUACUUAUCAACUUUAUUGGUUAUCUAUGUUGGCUUAAAUACCAGGAAUUAGUGAAGCAAAAGCCAGAGCAAUAGUGUUAAAAUAUCCAUCAAUCAAAUCAUUAUUAAAUGCCUAUAAAAACACAGAUAUUGAAAAGAGACCACAUUUACUUAGUGAAAUAGAAGUUGUUUAAGGUAUUGUUUAAUAAAGUUCAAAAAAACUUGGAAAUACUAUCUCAGAAUAAUUAUAUAUUCUCUUCUCAACCACUGAUGCCGAUUAUAAAUUAUUAGAUUGA